Acomys russatus (golden spiny mouse) is the source of this 1823-nucleotide messenger RNA. RefSeq names its product farnesyl diphosphate synthase (gene Fdps). Lineage: Eukaryota; Metazoa; Chordata; Mammalia; Rodentia; Muridae. Gene Ontology annotation, biological process: trans, trans-farnesyl diphosphate biosynthetic process. The coding region runs from base 503 to 1765 and encodes 420 amino acids. The transcript has 10 exons. Gene Ontology annotation, molecular function: dimethylallyltranstransferase activity; (2E,6E)-farnesyl diphosphate synthase activity. Gene Ontology annotation, cellular component: cytoplasm. The record is from RefSeq and is a predicted model, not a curated record.
CCAGUGCCUGUGCAGGCCACCUGCUCACAGCACCGUCGCUUCCAGUCCCCUCCUUGGGCGUAGCUCAGAGCCUGAGCCUCCAUCUCCUUCCCCUUACACACGCGGACUCCUCGCUUCUUGUUCUGGCUCUGCGUCGGCUCAGCUUUCUAAUACGCUCAGAACCCCAGUUUGGUGUCUUCGUUCAUAGUGUGACUUAAGGACCUUCUCGGUACUGCAUCCCUAGCCUUGUGAACGCAUCCUUGGAAGUAGAAAGCGUUCCGUUUUAGCCAGUUCGGUUGAAGUGAAGAUUUGUUGGGUCUGUGACCCCGACAUACUUUUUAUUUCCUGUGUGUGUCCUUUCUGUAAUUCCUGACUUCAGGCUGUAAGAGGGUGGGACAUUCUGAUACAGGAUGUAAAAAGAUUGGCUUGGUGGGUACCUGAAGUAACUGCUACCAAGCAUCUGCCUUCGGUGCUUGCUCCUGCAGGGAGUGCUCUGUGCCCCCCGCCCCCAUGCCCACCCACGAUGCCCCUGUCCCGCUGGCUGAGAUCUGUCGGGGUCUUCCUGCUGCCAGCCCCCUGCUGGGCACCCCGGGAGAGGUGGCUUGGUUCCCUACAACGGCCCUCCCUGGCAUAUGGGUGUCCAGUCCUGGGGGCCUGGCACAGUGCCCACUGGUGGUGCCAAGUGUGGACAGAGGAGCCUCGAGCAUUUUGCUCCUCUCUCAGAAUGAAUGGAAACCAGCAAUUGGAUGCUUAUAACCAAGAUAGGCAGGAUUUCAUCCAGCACUUCUCCCAAAUCGUCAAGGUGCUGACUGAGGAUGGGAUAGGACACCCAGAGACGGGGGAUGCUAUUACCAGGCUCAAGGAGGUCCUGGAGUACAAUGCCGUAGGAGGCAAGUACAAUCGGGGUCUGACUGUGCUGCAGACGUUCCGGGAGCUGGUGGAGCCGAGGAAGCAGGAAGCUGAGAGCCUUCAGCGGGCGCUGACCGUGGGCUGGUGUGUAGAGCUGCUCCAGGCCUUUUUCCUCGUGUCAGAUGACAUCAUGGAUUCUUCGCUCACUCGCCGGGGGCAGAUCUGCUGGUACCAGAAGCCAGGCAUAGGCUUGGACGCUAUCAACGAUGCUCUGCUUCUGGAAGCCUGCGUCUACCGCCUGCUGAAGUUCUAUUGCAGGGAGCAGCCCUACUACCUGAGCCUGCUGGAGCUCUUUCUGCAGAGUUCUUACCGGACUGAGAUUGGGCAGACACUUGACCUCGUCACAGCACCCCAGGGCCAUGUGGAUCUUGGUAGAUACACAGAAAAGAGGUACAAAGCUAUUGUCAAGUACAAGACCGCAUUCUAUUCCUUCUACCUCCCUGUCGCCGCUGCCAUGUACAUGGCAGGCAUUGACGGGGAGAAGGAACACGCCAGCGCCUUGAAGAUCCUGCUGGAGAUGGGCGAGUUCUUUCAGAUCCAGGACGACUACCUUGAUCUCUUUGGAGACCCCAGUGUGACUGGAAAGGUUGGCACUGACAUCCAGGACAACAAAUGCAGCUGGCUGGUGGUUCAGUGUCUGCAGCGAGCCACUCCACAGCAGCGCCAGAUCUUAGAGGAGAAUUAUGGACAGAAGGACCCAGAGAAGGUGGCGCGGGUGAAAGCGCUGUAUGAGGCUUUGGAUCUGCAGGCUGUGUUCUUCAAGUACGAGGAAGAGAGUUACAACCGCCUCAAGAGCCUCAUCGAUCAGCACUCGGCGCCCCUGCCCCCUACCAUCUUCUUGGAACUAGCAAAAAAGAUCUACAAGAGGAAAAAGUGACCUCGAGAUUGCCAUUGCCGAGCCUGGGAGGGAGGGAUCUCAAUAAAUUAUUGUUAAA